AUGGCGGACCCGAAAACAAUAGGCGACUGGACCGAAACCGUGACAGACCUGCCACCCAAUAAACGCUACAUCUGCACGCACGACAAGGAUGGGAAAUCAGUCGUUCAUUCCUCACCGCCGCAGCUAUACCAUGGACGAGGUGGUGUGGGCGGAAUGGCACGAUCAUUCGCAACCGCAACCAUCCCCGCAACGCUCGCCAACGACGCCGACGUCUCCGCGUACCUCUCUUCCACAGGCGCAACCUCGCACCUCGGCACCGACAUCAUCGUCCCCACCCAGCGCGGGGCCAAUCUCGUCGUAGUCGACAUGGCACCCGGAGGUCAGAGCCAGAUGCACAGAACCGUCAGCAUAGAUUUCAGUAUCUGUGUGAUUGGAUAUGUGAGGAUGGAAUUGGAUGGCGGGGAGAUGCUAGAUUUGAGACCUGGAGACCAUAUUAUCCAGCGAGGAACGAUGCACAAGUGGUAUAACGGUUCGCAGACGGAGCCCGCGCGGUUCGUGGCAGUCACACUACCCUGUGAACCAUUCGAGAUCCCAGGGACGGGAAAGAUGUUGGCAGAGGAACAUAUCGCUGGAAGCGGUGCUAGACAGGCAGACGGGAGUAAGCUGUGA
Trematosphaeria pertusa is the source of this 609-nucleotide messenger RNA. RefSeq lists its product as uncharacterized. The transcript is spliced from 3 exons. Lineage: Eukaryota; Fungi; Ascomycota; Dothideomycetes; Pleosporales; Trematosphaeriaceae. The record is from RefSeq and is a predicted model, not a curated record. The coding region runs from base 1 to 609 and encodes 202 amino acids.